Nezara viridula (southern green stink bug) is the source of this 8027-nucleotide messenger RNA. The record is from the annotation of a GenBank genome assembly. NCBI's taxonomy places the organism in Eukaryota, Metazoa, Arthropoda, Insecta, Hemiptera, Pentatomidae.
AUGGGCUCAGUGCCGGUACGUUUGUCUCUUAUCCUCUUCCCUGGAGUAAGGUCAGAUAGCUUCCGAGUUCUUCUGACUUAUCUGUACUGGGAUGAUGUGGGUCCAGUAUUGCCAUCACGCUGCUUAGACCUACUGGAGCUGGCCAAUAGGCUAUGCCUCCCCAGGUUGGUACACCUGAUUGAGAAAAGAGUUGUUGAAGAAUUGAACAGGGUCAUCAACUCUACAGACAAUGGAGAUGUUGUAGAGAUAUGCCUCAGGCUGCUUGAACCGUGCAAGUUACACAAUGCAGACCAGCUGGCAGAUUGGUGCAUGAAUCACCUCUGCACCAACUACAACAAAUUGUGCAAAAUGUCACCUAAGCUUCUACGCAGCCUUCAUCCAGAUAAUCAAGAAUAUCUCACCGAGCACAGGUGGCCUCCAGUCUGGUACUUGAAAGACUUUGAUUACUAUGACAAAUGUGCAAGUGAGAGAGAACGUGAGGAGAGAAUGGUGUUCAAAAGAGGAUCUGGAAGCGGUGGGUGCCUUUGUUUUGGAGGUCGAGGAUCAGAGCAGCCAUUGGUGUCGUCAGCGUGACCUUGGCUUAUAACGAUGCUGGUGGUAGCCAUCGCUUUCACGCUCAUCAUUACUGCAGUUCUUCUACUGGUUUUCUUUAUUAUUUAGUCUUAGUCUGAUCUGUAACUUGCUGCCUUUUUGUUUGCUAUGAAAAAGCAUCUGGUCAUUGCUUUUAUUUUAACUUUUUUACCAUUGAACUAUGAAGUUUGAUUCGAUAAUUUGAUUUUGUUUUGUUUAUUAUUUGUAAAAUAUUUAUGCAUUCAAUGCAUAUUAAUAUUUUUAUAAUCUGUUAUUAAAUCUAUUUUGUUUUUUUGAAAGUAAUUGUUAAUUGUGCAGAAAAUUUUUCUAGACACUAUUUCUGGCAAAGAUGGAAAAUAUAUAUCUUUAAACAUUUUUAAAAAUUUACAAAAGAUUUAUGAAUGAAAGCAAAAAUAGUUUUUAUAGUCUCAUUUAUUUUUAUUAACUGAAUAGUUAAAAUAUUGGUACAUGCACUGACUGUUCUUGUGGCAUGUGCCCAAAUGAUUAUUACAAACAUUCUCUGUUUUCAAAAAUUGAAUUUCUUCCUACAAUGUUCUAAAAACACCUUACUACUGAUUUGUUUGAUUUGUGUAUAAAUGAACAUAAUCUUCCUAAAAUAAUAUAGGUAUUCUAUAAUAUUACCAAAAUAUUUAGUAAGUUCCUUAAAAUAUAUAAUACUCGAUAUUUCUUGAACUGCGUUAAUAAUAAUCGGAAGCCGAAUUUUUAUGCAGUGAAAAUCCUAUUAAUGUAAAUAUGAUUUUUUUUAUGAUUAAAGUUUUUAAUUUGUAAAGAUUGAAUUAUGGAUUCUCAACUCAAAACACCAGAGUCGGAUCAAAUCCGUUGAGAUACUUUCACAAAGAGGAAGAACUAAACUCUAAAUUAAACCAACCAAGACCUUCGUAGAGGGACAUAAGCACAAGAGUAAAAGUGGUUUGGAUACCUCCUUGAGGAUGAGUCUCAAAAGAGUCUUCAGAUGAGACCUUUGAGACCAGUGUGGAGUGAAAGAGACUGAGAGGCAGAUCCUACACUCCUGGGAGGACAAUGUUUGAGAGACAUUUGGGAAGUGAGGCAUAGAUUGGUAUAGAGUAGAAGAAGAGAGUUGGUGCAAGGUUGAGAUACCGUUCUUAGACUCUACAUGCACCAAUCUAACUCUGUAUAGCGGUAUUGGAGGAGAAAAGAAUAUGAUGAUGACGAUAAUCAUUGUCGCAAUAAAAAAAUGUUAAAAUAUUCCAAAAAAAAUCUUAUACAAAUUUAUAAUCCAUACUGACUUGUUAUAGUAAGAAAAAGCUAGGUCUAACAAAAUGUGAGUUUGGUUUCAUGUUUUGGAUUGGGACUCAUGAAUAAUUUUGUUAGUGCGAAGAAAUUGUAACGAUAUUCAUUUAUAAUGACACUAUUGUUUCUUGAUUGCUCUUUUUAAAAAUAAUCCUAGUGAUAUGGGUUGCUCAUUGCAUUGAACUAUUUAUGUGCUCAAACCAUAUUGACUGUUUGUGCAAUAUUAGUGAUUUUUUGUUUUGAAUAGAGAACUUACUUCUUUUUUCUCUUUUUUUUUAAUGAUUUACUUUUAAUUAGAAAAUAUAGCAAUUUUUUUUUAAAUAUAAGUUAAUUAUUAUUUUAUCUAAAUCUAUUUGUGAUAUUUUCCUACUAUUUAAUAUAUUGAUAUAUUAAGCUGCCCUAACUUCAAAGGAUCUCUAUUGCUUUUCUUUUAUUGUUAUUAUUGACUAAAUAUUUUACUGAUUUGAUUAAGGAUUUUUUUUUUAUAAAAAUGUAUUUUUUUAAUAUUUUAUGUACAUUUGCAGACUGAUUUUUCAAAAUAUAUUAUUAUACCUUUUAAAAAAUAAAUUAAAAUAUGUUUAUUUUAUUGAAAGAUCCAUUUAAAAUCCAAUUCAAUUCAAGCUUUUUAUCUGUGAAUGAUAAGUUUUUAGUGAUGAAAAAGAAAUUAAUACAAUUCUUAAGACUGUUUUAAUGAUCCCAGUUUACGUGUAUAAAAAUCAGUUUAUUUUAUUUUGUUAUAUAUUAAUUAUAAUUUUUAUUAUAUGUCACCUUAUGCUAUAAUAUUAUUAGUCUAAAAGUUAUUCCUAAUAUUUGUAUACAUGUAAAAUUGCAAAGACCAGGUGCUUUACUUGCUGAGCAUUUUUGUUCUUUUUAUAUAAUGGGCGACUUACCUCAGGUAAUUACCGUUGUCUGUGAUCUGGAGUCACAUCAUUGCCAAAUCCAUAUGUUUUAUAAUUUAUAUUUGUACAUUAAUGCUGUUUCCAAUUAAACUUUAAAUAGCCUAAUUCUUAACCUUUGUAAUUACCAUCUUGUAUACAAUAAAUGAGUCCAAUUCUUUAAUUUUAAGAAGCUGUAAACUAGUUUAUUUGUAUGUGUGUAUACAUAUAUUUAUUUAUACAUACACAUAUAUAUUAAUAAUAUAAGGUCCACUGUUUUAUUAUAGUGUCUAUUAACUAUGCAUAGGAAUAAGAAUUAAGUCUUCUUGUGUAUUUAUCCUAUCCUUAAAACUUGUGCUAAAUAUUUUGCACAAUCUUGCUCAUGCCUUUAUUCAUGAUAAUGUUAUUGCAUUUAAAAAAAGAAAAAGAAAAGAUAUUUUAGGCCUGUCAAUUGUCUUACACUAAAGUAUCUGUAGAUAUUGUAAAAAAAAAAAAGAAUGAAAAAAAGCUAUUCAAAAAAGAUAAAAUGCUGUUCAUUUUUCAUUAUUUUUCUAAUAAUUUGCAAGCUUCACUAGCGCUUUCAAAUUUCUAUGGAGCAUCUUCAAUUUCCCAUCUCCAUUUAGAGAUCCUCAUUUAUUUAUUUCUUCUAUUUUGUAUUUUUUCAGUUUUAUUGGCACCACUAAUAACGAGCCUAAUCUUCUCCUAUCAUUGUUUAUCUUAUCACUGUUUACUAGGGGCUGGUAGCGCUGUUGGUAGAAUUUGUUAACCAAAUUAUAGGUCUUUUAUACUAACUAACUUUGCUGUAAAAUAAUUAACACUUUACUUUAUUGCACAUUCUUGCAGUUACAGUAUUUUGUUCUGAAUCCAAAAAAUUUUAAUUAUUAACUUUCUCUGAUUGUUCGUUUUCAUGAACACAUUUCAAUUAAAAAAUACAUAACAAAUUUUUCACCAAUAAAAUUUAUGAAUUGAAUCUGGCCUCCUCUAAAGUGAAUGGUGUAUUGUCUUGAAAAUGGAACAUUACAACCACUCAUUGCCUAAUGUAUUAGCUAAAAAUGAUUAUAUAAUUGAUUGAUGAAAAUUAUUUCAGUUCCAGUAAAUAUAUUUUAUUAAUUAACUAAUCCUCUGUGGGAAUAUCAGAAAGCCUCAGUAUUGAGUCUUCUCUCUAUAAUGAUAGGUGUGCUUACCAUGAAGAAAGGAGAUUGACCUAUAAUGAUAGAAUCAGGAUCAGAUAGGAGGUAACAAGCCUGCAUAGGCUGCUAAAGACAUUAUACAAUAAUAAAAUUCAAGGUACCAUCUGUAGAUACAGGGGAAAUGAACCAACCUUUUGACCCUACAGAAACAAGAUGAGGGAAGCAAAAUAUAGGAACUUUAGAAUAACAAAAAAAUAUGAAAGUAAGAGAAUAUCAAAAUCAGACCUCCAAAAAUUCUUAAAAUUAUUAGUUGAGACAUCCUGGAAGAACCUAAGAGUGAGCUUGACUAUUAUAACAAAAUAGUGUCCAGUUUAUUAAUAAUUAAAUAAGAUCUGGUGGUUGUGCCUAACAAUAUAAACAACACAACCUUUAGUGGUGCUAGUAUAACUGGGAAGUACUUAAAAAAUAUAUUUAUUUUUUUAAUUUAUUUAUUUUCUUAAAUGUGUUUUAUUAUUUGAUGAUAACUGAUUUUUUUUUUAUUACAAAAUGGUAGAAUUAUUUUAGUCUACUAAUGUGAUAAAGUCUUUGACUUUUAUUUUGAUCUGUGAUUCUCUGACGUCCAAGCAAUUAUAACAUCUUCAUCUCCUUAUUAAUUUAUUUUAUUCCUUUUUUUUUCUUUGUAACAUACCAGCCAUUCAUACGAAGAUGUGGGGCAGAACAUCACCCCCUUUGAGAUAAAGGAAGUGGAUACAUUAUAUUUAUUUAAGAUUUUUUUCUUACUUUUACUAUGUCAUUUACUAACAAUUAUUUUCCACUUACCUUAUACUACUGAAUAUUAUUUGACAGGCAGAGGGUCUUAACGUAACUAUUUCUUUUGUACUUAAAGACAUUGCCUUCAUAAGAAACACUUUUUAGGGAUCCUAAAACUAAUGACAUUUUUUACUAGAUACUAAAGUAAAAUGAGGCUUCAUCAAAUAUAUAAAAAAAGAAAUUUAAGAGGCAAAAUAGACAAAAAAUAAAAAUAAUGAAAAACCAAAGCUUUUCGUAGCUUUUAUACAGUUAGUUUUAGGAUUUUUAAUGAAAUGAUUACCUACGAGAACUAAACUGCACCUUUUAAUAUGCUAUAUUUUUUUAUGACAAAAGAAUAAUUAAUAAUAUACUAACUAAUUAUGAGUUAAGUAAUAUAAUUUAAUAUCCUACUAGAGGUUUUUUUACAAAUCUAGCCAUUUGUACUUUAGUCUUAUUUUUUUCAUGCUUUAAAUACAUACAUUUAAUUAUUAUCAUUAAUUUUAUACAUACAUAUACAUUUGAUAAAUAUAUAUUCAUAUAGAUAUAUAUAAAAUCACUUAUUUAGGUUAUGGAGAAUAAGUAUGGCUGACCACCAUACAGCUCUGUAAGCCAUGUACCUUCAUGGUGACAACCUAUUAACUAGGCAUAAUCUCUUUCAAAAUAUGUGCCCUGGUUUUCAUUGUUUUAUUUUAUACUUCAUUACUGCCACAUUAACGAUCUAAGGGCCAUUGCCCAGAAUGGACAAUCUUCAAUUCAUAUUGAUUGUUAACUUGUGAGGUUUGUUAACAUCAAACCUAAAAAGAUUAGCCUAGAAUGAAAUGUCAGUCAUGGAAUUUCAUAAAUGUAAAAAAAAAAAAAUAAAAACAAAGAAAAAAAAAUCUGAUUUUAUUAUAUGUUGAAUAAAUAAUUUGACAUUAGGGGGGAAAUGUAGGAACUUUUGAUACAGUUUUUAUUGUAUAGUUUAGUUAUUGUAACUUUGAAGUAUUUUGUGAGAUUUACAUGAUACGGCCUGUAGAACAUGUGAUAGAUAAUUUUUUUGUUUUCUUGUUAUUUUUUCUGCUAUCAUAGCAGAUCUCUUACCUGUUGCAAUCAAGAGUUAUAGGCAAUUAUGGCCAAGGUGAAUGAGGUCCUAAUAGAACCACUAACUCACUGCUGUGAACUAGCUCUUUUCUUUGACUCUUUAAAAUGAACUAGCUCUUCUGUGACUUUCUGGAAUGAAUUAUUUAUUUUUAUUAAAUAUUAUUUACUAGAAUAACUUAAAUAUGACAUGAGAAAUGAAAGAAUCAUCGCGAAUGAACUUGUUCUUUCCUGUGAUCACUAAACUGAACUACCUAUGACUCACUGAAAUGAAUUUCCUCAUUUUUUAUGACUCAUUAUAAUGUACUAGUUUUUUUUUUUUUUAAAUUACUGUUACUAAGGAUAAAGGAGUGGAGAGUGGAUCAUCGCGAAUUAAUAGGACAUUAGGAUGAAUAGUCAAGAUUUGCGUCUCCACUCUCCAAAAACUGAUGAAGAUUUCAUAUAAUAAUCCCAUUUUCAAACUAUAUCUACUAAAGAUUAUUUGUCCACUAUUUCCAUUUUCUGUAUCUUUUUUGUAAUGAGUAGAAUCUUAAUAAGUCAUUUGUAUUAAAUCUUGUUGUUUGCAUCUGUAAUAUUUUUUAUUUUUCACAAAAUUGUUAUAUUCUUAUGUUUUGAUUGAAAAAUGUUUUACUGUUUUUGCAAAAUUCUUAAAAAUAAUGUUUGGUUUAGUCUUUUAAUCCAGUUACUAAUUUUAUUGCAAUUCAAUAGGUUUUUUUUCUCUAUAUUCUCCAUUUUACUUGAUAUGAUAACACUGUUCUCCAUCAAAAUCCUCCAUUUACCAGAAAUGAGUUUUUAUAUGUUUUGAGGUAUGUUGAACACGAAUCCAAAGGCAGAAAAUCUAUAUCAGGCACCAUUUCAUGUCAAAUUUGUGUUUUGGGUCAAAAAGUGAGGUAUUUUUCUACAUUUUGAGAAUUUUUUUAUCAUCCAAAAUUUCAAUGAAAAAUGAAAAAAUUCCGAGAACUCAAGUAUAAGACUUCAAAAAUUUUUUAUGACAUAUCUAUGCUCUAUUUAAGGACCUGGAAUUCAAAGAAUUAAAUGAAACUGAAAAAAAGAGCUUUGUCUGGAUUUGAAAAAGUGUGUCAGCAAUAAUGCACAUAUUUUGUCAACAAAAGAGGUAUAUAUUACAUAGACAUUGUUAAAGAAUUGCUUUUAUCAUAUAAGCCCAUGGGUUACAUAUAACAUGACAUUAAAAAUUCAUUUUUUGCACUCUCAUUUGGAUUUCAUCCCUCCUGACUUAGGAGCAGUUUCAGAUGAACAUGGAGAAUGGUUUCAUCAACAUUUAGCCCAAAUAGAGAUGAGGUAUAGAGGUAAAUGCAAUGAGAAGAUGCUUGUGCUGACUACUAUUGGACACUGCAACGAGACAGCAGAUGAACACUAUAAAAGGGAAAAAAAAUUCACAUUGAAUAGGCAUAAAGUCGCAUUAUGUUCAGAGUUAAAUAUUUUAUAUAUUAUUAUUCACAAGAAAAUAAAUUAAGUUAGAAAAAGCAUGCUAUAUCAGUUUUUUUUUUUUAAAACAAUUUUCAUUUUCUUGAAACUGAUGCCUGAUAGAAUUUUUUUUACUUCAGAUUCGAACUCACCACACAUGAAAAUAUAAAAAUCAGCAAAAUUACUUACGGGGAUGAAAACAUUUCUUUUUUUGCAGAACAGUGUAAUUUGCCCAACCAAUAAAGUUAUUGUUUUUUUUUUUUGCUCAGGCUUUAAGGUGUAAACUUCGAGGUCAUCAGUAAAAGUUUACAAGCCGGAUCAUGUAAACCAGCCCUAAGGUAGUCAGUCAUCUUCAUUCUACAGGGUUAAGAAUUACAAAAUUUUAGUUGUAGAAUAAAAUAUUCAGUACUCAAUUUAUUGUAUAUGUUUUUUAUAUGAAUUGGUCGAUGUAUAUCAAGAAAAAAUAUUAAAAUGUGACAGUGAAAAAAUAUUUUAAAUACUUUGAUUUAUUUAAAAUUUUAAAUAAUUUGUACUCUCUCUUGCACUAGAUUUUUAAUGUUAAUCUAUUUUCAAGAUGACUUUAAUGUAGUAAACACAUGGAAAUAAACUAUUGUGAUAUUUAGAUUGGGAAAUUCUCUAAAAUUUAGGAUUUCAUUGAUAAGAUGUAUAAAAAAAAAAAAAUAAAUAAAAAUGUUUUAAAUGUGCUAUAUCUAUAUUGUUCAUUGAAUAUUUUAGUGUUAAUUCUUCUUUUGAUAGAUCAUAUAUUUUAUGUUAAAUCCCUUGAACUGUGCACAAGUACAUAGGGAAGAAUAUUUUCUAAGCAGAUAAUAUUAAUCAUUAAUUAUUUAAAUAAAAAUAAACAAAAUAUAUAUAUAUAUAUAUAUAUAUA